CCUUCUAAUUAUGUUUCUGUAUUUCAGACAUCUGUAGAGUGAAUGGCGGCUCCCCCUAAUGUCUCCAGGAUCUUUAUCCUGAGUGGGAUUCCAGAGCUGGAAGAUCAUCAGAACUUUCUCGCCUUUCCUCUCUGUCUCCUCUAUGUUGUGGCAUUAUUGGGUAAUUGCACCAUCCUGGUCAUUAUUAAGACGGAGGAGAGCUUCCACCAGCCCAUGUACAUAUUAUUGGCCAUGCUGGCAAUGACGGACAUUGGGGUGUCCCUCACAACCCUGCCCACCGUCCUUGGUAUCUUCUGGUUUGACUAUUACCAGAUCGAUCUGGACUCUUGCCUCACUCAGAUGUACUUCCUCCAUACGUUUGCCGCCAUGGAGUCUGGAGUCCUGGUGGUCAUGGCGGUAGACAGACUCAUCGCCAUAUGGGACCCUCUAAGGUAUUCCUCCAUCUUAACCAAUCCACUCAUAGGCAAGAUUGGACUUGGAAUUGUUUUGCGGGGUCUCUGUGUGGUCUUCCCGAUUCCGUUCCUCACCAGACGGUUUCCAUUCAAUAAGAGUCACCUCUUGUCCCAUUCAUAUUGUCUCCACCAAGACGUCAUCAGGGUGGCGGGAGCAGAUACUAUAGUCAACAGCAUCUACGGUCUAGUGGCGGUGCUCAUGACCAAGGGGGUGGACUCCAUGUUUAUCGUCAUCUCCUAUAUACUGAUUCUUAAAGCCGUUCUGGACAUUAAAGCCAACUCAGCUCGCCUCAAGGCCUUCAGCACUUGUGUUUGCCAUAUUUGUGCCGUCCUCUUGUUCUAUAUCCCACUCAUUGGACUGUCAGUGGUCCAUAGGUUUGGGAAGAACACCUCCCACCUGUUACCUAUUCUGAUGGCCGAUGUGUACCUUCUAGUUCCUCCAGUGAUCAACCCCGUCAUCUACAGCAUAAAGACCAAACCGAUCCGGCAGAAGAUUGUUAAGGUCUUCGAUCGCCGGAAAUUCAGGACUCUGGAUACCGAAAUUGCCGUACUGAAAGUCUAG
Molecule: messenger RNA, 1014 nt
Organism: Rana temporaria (common frog)
Lineage: Eukaryota; Metazoa; Chordata; Amphibia; Anura; Ranidae
Product: olfactory receptor 51G2-like
Exons: 1
Coding region: 43-1014 (323 amino acids)
Biological process (GO): G protein-coupled receptor signaling pathway
Cellular component (GO): membrane
Molecular function (GO): G protein-coupled receptor activity; olfactory receptor activity
Source: RefSeq, a predicted model, not a curated record